This is a messenger RNA of Dentiscutata erythropus, 257 nucleotides long. Lineage: Eukaryota; Fungi; Glomeromycota; Glomeromycetes; Diversisporales; Gigasporaceae. The record is from the annotation of a GenBank genome assembly.
AAAUUACAUCAUCUGAUAUAGAUAAAUCUAAGCUGGAAACCGCCUCAGAUGAUUUGAGCGCAUAUUACCGAAAAGUUGCUAGAGAAUAUGGGAUUCCACUCUCUAGAUUGAUUUUAUUAACUAAUUACAAAUAUGCGAAGCAUAGAGUCCCCGACUCAUAUAAUAGCCAUAGAAUGCCUUAUAGUGCCCGUUCACCUCUUUGUGAAUAUGCUUUUUAUUUAUCUGUUAAUAAUUUUCGCCAUGUUGAGGAUCCUGCA